Molecule: messenger RNA, 1143 nt
Organism: Rhinichthys klamathensis goyatoka
Lineage: Eukaryota; Metazoa; Chordata; Actinopteri; Cypriniformes; Leuciscidae
Gene: tstd3
Product: thiosulfate sulfurtransferase like domain containing 3
Exons: 4
Coding region: 152-694 (180 amino acids)
Cellular component (GO): mitochondrion
Molecular function (GO): thiosulfate-cyanide sulfurtransferase activity
Source: RefSeq, a predicted model, not a curated record
UUGUGCGCAUGCGUACAGGAGUAGUUUAUAGCUGCAAUUCUGCUACGUAGCUUAGACUUGCGUCCAACCUUGUUUUCGUCGAUAUUUAGACACAAAACAAGGGAAAAAGUAAUAUCGUCAUCUUGCAGCUUUCUUUACUAUAAAUUCUAGCAUGGCGUUAAAUGUCUGUUCACGGCUGACGAGAAGUUUAGUCCGCGUUGUAGCGAGCAGAAGUGUCAUUCUUGUCACAAGACCACUGACGAGUUCAUGCUGGACACAUUUACGUUGCUUACAGCGUAUCCGCGUCAUUCGUUAUGAUGGUGCUUCUUCGUUACUAAAUUUCAGCUCUUCUAGCCAGCCUUCAAUAGAUGUGUCAUAUGAGCAGCUGAAGAAACUGCUGGUGUCCCGAUCCGGAUUGGUUAUAGACGUCCGUGAGCCGUGGGAACUCAGGGAAUACGGGAACAUACAGGGGUCUAUUAACGUUCCACUGGGACAGUUGAAUGGAGCUCUCCAGCUCGAACCUGAUGAAUUCAAGGAGAAAUACAGAGGGGAUAUGCCAUCACAAUCCCAAAAUAUAGUGUUCACCUGCCUAGCUGGUGUAAGAAGCAAAACUGCCCUGGAAGCUGCAGUGUCAUUAGGAUACACCAAGGUUCAGCAUUUUCCAGGCGGAUGGCAAGAAUGGGCAGAACGUGAAUUAAUACAAACCAAAGAGUGAUUGUCCCAUUGUAGUCAUGUUAACACUGUGAAAGAAGUUUGACUUGUACUGCAAUCUCAAUUGACACUGAGUCAAAAUGUGCCACUAAGACUCUGUAAUUUUAAUGGUAUUGACUGGAAGUAAAGGAAUAGUGUGAUUACAUUAUAAACCAAGAUGCAUUAGUAGUAUAGUAUUGUUAGAAUAUUGGCAUCAAUGCACAUUCUACUCUAUUUCAUUUGACAUAUAGCCUACUGUAGUAUAGUUGGAAUGGGAAGUGCAGUGACCUGCAGUGUGUAUGGUACAAUUUCUGUUCAAAGGGCUGUUGGCUAUUUGCCUAAUACGUAAACCUAAAUAUUUUGAGCAGGCAAUCCAAAUAUCAGGGCAAAAACAUUUAUCAAAUGAUUUAUGUUCAGUUUGCAUAGUACUAUAAAGUGGAGUGUUGUAAUAUUGAAAGUAAAACUUUAAUGUUA